Molecule: messenger RNA, 2336 nt
Organism: Leptopilina heterotoma
Lineage: Eukaryota; Metazoa; Arthropoda; Insecta; Hymenoptera; Figitidae
Product: protein C12orf4 homolog
Exons: 10
Coding region: 228-1880 (550 amino acids)
Cellular component (GO): cytoplasm
Source: RefSeq, a predicted model, not a curated record
CAUUGUAGUUAACUCUCCUGGUUGUCAAUAGUGGUGGUCAAAAGGAAUUUAUACUGCAAGUAUUUCAAUAACAAAGGGAAAUUGUUUCACUGACAUACAUAAUAUUAAAUUUGAAACUAAUAAAAUGGAUAAAACUACAUAAGAAUAACUGAAACUCACCUUGGUUUAAAUAAAACGAAGAGGAUGUUGUGAUUGCAAUUUUUGAGGUUAAAUUAAAAACUGAAAUUAUGGACGAAGAUUACGUGGAAAAAUCAUUUACCUUUAAAUUUCCAACAUGUACCACAAAUCAAGAAUAUAAAUUGGAAAUUCCUUUACGAAUUCCAUUUUUAGGUUCAAUAAAGGAACUUGUUCAUCGUGCCAUGCUUGCAUUUAAACUGCCGUCUUAUAUUGAAAAAGAUUUAUUUGAAUCGCUUGAAAGUACUGUGAAUAGCUUAACAUUGAAAUUUCAUGAUGAGAUGGCUGAAAAAUGCAUUGAUGCAGCAGUACAAGGUGAUUUAGAUGUCGAGGAAAUUAUUAAAAAUUGGGAGAAAAUCUAUAAACAAAAAACUGUAGAAUACGCUGAACCCUUGGGAACAACAGAUGAAGAGUUAUUUGCUGCUGCUUAUCAUCGACUUGUGCAUUCGCCUUCUUUAGAACCAAUUUUACAAGCUGAACAUAAAUAUGGAGGUGAUGUGACGAAAGUGACUCAAAUGAGAGAUGCUGCUCAGGAGCAAUUGACAAGAAAACAAACCGAAGAAAUGUGUAUAGCUGUAGAGACACUGGAAAGUGGCUCUACCGAGAAAUCAAUUAACGAAAUGGCUGGUCGACAUUUUGAAGAGAUAAGUUUAUUGCAAGGCCAUUGGGGAUCUAAAAUUGAUGCACUAAAACUCGAACAAAAAAGGCAACAUCGAAAUUGGAUCAUGAGAUUAUUAGAGGAGCAACAAACAAGUAUGCUGUCUACUCCAGUGGAAUCACCUAUGGUAUCAAUUCCUCCUAUUAGACCAGGAUUGAAUAAUUUUUGUAGAAAUGAUGAAAAAAGUACGACAGAUUUUCCGCAAUUAGAAGAAAGUUUUACUAUACACUUGGGAUCCCAAAUGAAACAGAUGCAUAAUAUUCGUAUUUUAACCGGUGAUGUUUUAGAUUUUUGCCGAGUUAAACUUAAUGAUAGCGGUGUUGAUCCGACACCUCAACGACUUCAAACAGCAUUAGGAUUGUAUUCAAAUGAUUUGUGUGGAUUGGUACUUCUCAGUGAUAGUAACUUAGGAGUUUUUUCCGGAAUCACGAAAGAAUUAAGUUCAAUAUGUCAGCUCACUACGGAAUUUCAUUUUCCUCCAAUUGAUGAUCAAUUAGAAAAAAUUCGUGAUGAUGUCAAAGAAGCUGUUACAUGGAAACAAGAACACCAAAGAGAAGAAAGUGAAUCUCAGGUUAAAAAAUUAUCAAGUAAGGCACUACAAACGGGUGAUGUUUUUAUAACUCGACAUUCCAAUUUGGCACAAGUGCACGUUCUAUUUCACAUGGUGGUGAAUGAUUCUUUGAGAUCGGGUGACAUUAAUUCCAGACAUCCAGCUAUUUUAGGAUUAAGAAACAUUUUGAAAAAUGCUUGUUGCAAUGAUGUGACGACACUCACAAUUCCAGUAUUAUUAGUUCAUGAAAUGACAGAGGAUAUGACAGUUGCAUGGUGUACAAAAAGAGCAGAAUUAGUAUUUAAAUGUGUAAAAGGAUUUAUGAUAGAAAUGGCUUCGUGGGGUGGAGCAGAAUUAAAGAAUUUGCAAUUUUUAGUUCCAAAGGGAAUGUCUGAUGAAGUAUUUGGUACUUUAGCUAUUAUGCUUCCAAGCAUAUUUCGAGUAUCAAAUCCACUAGUUUUUAAAGCUACAAGUACUCCUCAAACUCCAAAAAAAUGACAGGUAAAAGAUGAAGAAAGAAAUUUUUUUAAAGUUUAUUGAAAAUUAAAUUUUCAAAAUGAAUGAAUUUUAAUCAUUUUUAUUGUAAUUAUUUAAAAGGAAAAUCUUUAAUAUUUUUUAGUACGUAUUGUAACUUUUUAACUUGUAAUUUUAAGGAGAUUAUGCGUUAGGGUAAAGAGAGCCUUAAAGGGAUGUCAAAUUCGUGUCAAUUUUUUUUUACUAUGAAAAAAUUUCAACGACUUCGACAUCUCCAUGAGAAAUCUUGUAAAUUUUCUAUAGAAAAAUGAACUAUUGAAAACGUGAAAAAAAAACAAAUGACAAACUUUUGAACUCGUAACUGAAUACAAGAAAGUAAUUUUUAAUUUUUGUAUUUUGAAAAUUAAAAUUUGAGUUCAAGAAUGUAUUACUUUUUUUUACUCUAAGUUUUAUAAGAUCGCUAAUUUAAUUCUUGAAGAA